AAAAAGAAAAGCCCAAUGGCCGUCUUUUGCAGGCGGAGUUGGGUCGGUUGGGUCUCUUAUCUUGUUCGUGCUUCCACCGUGUAUCUCAAGUAAAAUCUCGGGAUAUGAAGCGAAAUCUUUUUGCGCACAGUUUAUCGUAGGUGUAAAAACUACGGCAACGACACUUGAGUACUUGAGCUAACACGCCGCCGCCUCCCUGCUGGGAAGAAGUGUGGUUGCCGUAGUUGAGCCAAAAUUGUACAUCCUUUCUACACCGAGUCGUUUUUCGAGAACAUCAUGGGACAACCCUUGAGUAGCGCUGACCAUGUUUCGCGUCAGGCCUGGAAGGAGAUCGCGACGCUGACAUUUCAAGAUUUUAUCGCCAAGAUAGAGGAGUUGAAUGAAAUAUGCCGGUCACAACCUAGACAGAGAAGACUCGUUUUCAAGGCGUGCAAUGUGACAGACACCCCUGUGCUUUGGAAAAGCACCGUUCAAGUACGAUGUAUGAGGGUGAGCACGACUGUACCACCCGCAGUGCAGUCGUACAGACUUCUCUCCCUGCGAGAGUUCCUGCAGUCCUACCACAUGAUUAAGGCAUACCACUCGGCUGCUGCAGCGUCACAGCACGAAACUGAUGGCAGCGAAAAAUCCUUUUCCUCUCUUUUUGACAGCCUUCAAGAUAACCUGGAAGAGUGUUGCGUAUGCAUGGAACGCAAACCUCAAGUCACCUUGCCUUGCACUCACAGCUACUGUCUCUUCUGCAUUGAACAAUGGAAUGUCUCCAACACAACCUGCCCUUUGUGCCGAGAAGAGUUCAAUACAACCGAUGAGACGUGGGUCAUGUCGGAGGCACCAGCUUCCGAAGAAGUUCUCAGUGAGAUGGAGAAGGCACUCGUCGAGAUUUCCACCAAGCACAGCAGCGACAACGCAUCUUGAACAUUUUAAUGGGUGUCGCAACUCGUGCUUUGACUGUGCGGAACAUUUCCACGUUUCCUGCGACUCAAGAGAAAGGGACUGCCUUAGUCCUAGGAGAAGGACUAUACAGUCCUUCUCCUCUGGGUUAAUAAGGUACCGAGGAUUUGUGCCACGGAAAUAUCCAACAUGUAGGGAACAGCUCAAAAACAAAAGCCACCCCCAUACAAAGCUUUCUUAGUCAACAAACUAUUGUGGGAUGAUAGUUUAUAACGGAAUUAUUUUACGUAGGAAACUAAAAAGAUAAUUUCUGCACGA
This is a messenger RNA of Ornithodoros turicata, 1209 nucleotides long. Its product is annotated as RING finger protein 141-like. The transcript is spliced from 5 exons. Gene Ontology annotation, molecular function: ubiquitin-protein transferase activity. The coding region runs from base 277 to 915 and encodes 212 amino acids. Gene Ontology annotation, biological process: protein autoubiquitination. The record is from RefSeq and is a predicted model, not a curated record. Lineage: Eukaryota; Metazoa; Arthropoda; Arachnida; Ixodida; Argasidae.